AUGGUUACCAUUUCCUCUAAUCAAAACCAGCUGAGUACUGAGCGCCAUGUAUCUGUGGCAUGGAGGGAUAGAAACUUAAGCACUCAUGGUGAGGCUUUUGCUUCUUCUGUACAGAUGGAGUGCGUUCAUAGCUUGGUUACUCAAACAAAUUGCUUUAUAUCAGGUGCUCAACCUUUAUUGGCUACCAUAAACAAACAGCCGGUGCGACAUAGUUUAGAACCAUUUCCCUGUACUUUAACAAGGGACUCGGAACAACAAUCCUAUCUUCUCCAGCAACAGCACAAUUUUCCAGAGACCACCUUUCUUGGAGUUUCAUCAUUGUCGCCUAGUGAGGCUAGUGGUGUGAAUAAUUGUAGUGGAAACAAUGAAAGUGGAGAAGGUCAACUGUCUCAGCAACCUUUGAAGAUAGACAUUAAACAAGUAGCCGUUAGCAAGCCAUUAGAUCAAAAAAAUACUUUGGCGUUGAUGGAGAAGAGCGAGGCUGAUUACCAUGAAUUUGUUUCUAGGGCAAACGAAAAGCAGAAUAUUCGUGACAAAGCUCUUGGGUCAGGGCUCGAUCUAAUGUUCAUGAACGAUAUGGUGGAGGAAGAGAAUGCUACAAAUGAUUUCGGUUUACUAUUUCAGCUAUGUUAUGCUAAGCGCCUCAAAAUCACUGAUAUCCGAGUCGAUUGA
This is a messenger RNA of Protopolystoma xenopodis, 672 nucleotides long. NCBI's taxonomy places the organism in Eukaryota, Metazoa, Platyhelminthes, Monogenea, Polystomatidea, Polystomatidae. The record is from the annotation of a GenBank genome assembly.